AUGCAUACACUUCAAGCCGUCGCCUCCUCGUCCCUGGGUCUGCCGGCUGAUAAUUAUAUUUACAGCAUCGCGGCUUCUGCGGGAUGCUUCGCUGCUAUCUCGUCCGAUGAUUCACUGCGCGUCUUCGACGCUUCGAAUCUCGAUAGCGUAUCUGUGAUCUCGAACAAGACUCAUGAUGGCGUCUCUUCACUGCGCAGCUAUACCGCUGGUGAAUCCCAGCUGCUGGUCACUGGAGGCCGCGAGGGAAAGGUGAAGGUAUGGGAUGUUCGGUCCGGCAACGCGGUGGUCGAGUUGGAAACGGCGAGAAACGCUCCUGUGCUUUCUGUGGCUUGUAAUCCGGAGACAAACUCGAUUGUUGCGGGUACGGAGCUCGUGUCUUCACAGGCUGUUGUUGCAUUUUGGGAUAUCAGAUCACCCCAAGCACCCCGUCUCCAAUAUGUGGAGAGUCACAAUGACGAUAUUACAGAGCUUCAAUAUCACCCGACCCGCAGCAACAUCUUACUAUCUGGUAGCACAGAUGGCCUUGUCAACAUCUACGACACAACAGUAACAGACGAAGACGAAGCUCUUGUCCAAGUCAUCAACCACGGCUCAGUCCACCAUGCUGGCUUCCUAUCCGAGCGCACUAUAUUUGCGUUGAGCCACGACGAGCAUUUCUCCGUGCACCCAGCCACAGACCCGGACGAUGCUACGCAGGGGCCUGAGCCCGUGCAUUUCGAUGAUGUGCGCGAGCCACUGGGCUGUGAGUAUGUUGCUCAGCUCUGCAUCGGCAGUCAAGGGCCAUAUAUCGCGGCCGGAAACAAGAUUGAUCAGCGUUUGGAUCUAGUUCCGCUUGUUUCUAGCCCCUCGUGGCAGUUUGACAAGGACAAUCUCUGGCGUCUUCCUGGUGCCCAUGGCGAGGAGGUUGUGCGCUCUAUCUACUUGGAUGAACAGAGUCAAUCGGUUUUCACUGGCGGUGAGGAUGGGUACGUGCGCGCAUGGAAACCCGCAGGUGGCGAGGAGUCCCAAGGUCAGGCCGGAUCUGGGAAGACAUCGCGGAAGGAUAAGAAGCAGAAGGAUCGUUUCAAGCCGUACUAA
Molecule: messenger RNA, 1077 nt
Organism: Penicillium maclennaniae
Lineage: Eukaryota; Fungi; Ascomycota; Eurotiomycetes; Eurotiales; Aspergillaceae
Product: WD40 repeat domain-containing protein
Exons: 6
Coding region: 1-1077 (358 amino acids)
Molecular function (GO): protein binding
Source: RefSeq, a predicted model, not a curated record